Messenger RNA from Aphanomyces astaci, 390 nucleotides. RefSeq lists its product as hypothetical. The record is from RefSeq and is a predicted model, not a curated record. The transcript is spliced from 2 exons. Bases 1 to 390 code for a protein of 129 amino acids. Lineage: Eukaryota; Oomycota; Saprolegniomycetes; Saprolegniales; Verrucalvaceae.
AUGAAUGGGCGAAGUGCGUGGAAGGCGCCAGCAGCAUCUGCCUACCACAAGGACGACUGCAUGUGGACCUCCCAUGACGCGUGCCGCAUCUCCCAGCGCGAAGAUGAUCUCAUGUGGAGGUGGCCUCAAGCGAAGACGAGCGACGAAAAGGAUAGUUGCCGACCCCUGACGUUGGUGCGCGGUGGCCUUGACGCCGACCGCCCCUCGCGCGUUCCAAUGCCACAUGGUGAUGUCGUCGUCGUUGCACGAACGAAUGCACAGUACAUUGCUUCGCGCACAAGCGAAGGUGGAGCGAUGGAAUGCGUUUGGAACGACAACACGUGCACAUCCAAAGCGGCUUUGGAGGACUGCCGCAUCUGGCUCGUCACCGUGACGACCACAUCGCUGUGA